CUUACCUACCUUCAGAUGCACACAGCAAUAUAAAAACCUCACUCUUUUAUAUGACUAAAUACAAACUAAACCCCACUUUGUUAUAUAUAUAAGUAUAUACAUUACAAAACAUAUACUUCCCUCCUCCCCUCAUACUCUUUCUUCUGUUUAGCUUUUGCUUUUCUAAUAUGUCUCUUCUUAUAAUUCAUUCUGAAUCUUCUUCUUCUUCUUCUUCUUGCCAUCUACUUGCUUCAUUUUUUACUAUCUUAUGUUUGGUUUUGUUAGUUCAACCUCUGGUAGCUUCAUCUGGUAUGAUAAUGAGCAGGAGAAACCACCAUAUUAAUCAUCACCAUAGAAGGCUAAUGCUGCAAGCCAACCAAAACACAUGCGCAUUGUUUACAGGCACUUGGGUUCGUGAUGACACAUACCCCAUGUACGAAUCUUCUCAAUGUCCCGUUAUUGAUGCAGAAUUUAACUGCCAAAUGAACGGUCGUCCUGACUCUGGUUAUCUCAAAUACAGAUGGCAGCCUCUAAAUUGUGAGCUCCCGAGGUUCAAUGGGUCUGAAUUUUUGCUGAAGAUGAAAGACAAAACAGUGAUGUUUGUUGGUGACUCUUUGGGGAGAAAUCAAUGGGAGUCGUUGAUUUGUAUGAUUUAUGGAGGUGCACCAAGAACACAGACACAGAUGAUUAGGGGGGAUCCUCUCUCUACAUUCAAGUUCUUGGAUUAUGGUUUUUCUGUAUCUUAUUACAGAGCUCCGUAUUUGGUAGACAUAGACAUGGUAGAAGGUAAGAGGGUUCUGAAGUUGGAAGACAUUAAUGAAAAUGGCAAGUCCUGGCUUGAUGCAGAUGUGUUAUCUUUCAAUACUGGACACUGGUGGAGCCACAAAGGGUCUCACCAAGGAUGGGAUUUCAUGGAAUCAAAUGGUACGUUUUACCAGGACACGGAUCGAUUAGUGGCUUUGGAGAAAGCCCUGAAAACAUGGGCCAAUUGGGUUGACACCAAUGUUGACAGAAACAAAAAAAGAGUAUUUUUCCAGUCAAUUUCUCCUACACAUUACAAUCCAAGUGAAUGGAGUGCUGGAGGAACUUCGACCACAACAAAGAGUUGCUAUGGAGAAACAGCACCGAUGGGUGGAACGGCAUACCCUGGAGCUUAUCCGGAGCAAAUGAGAGUGGUGAAUACUGUGAUGAGGGAGAUGAGCAAUCCUCCAUAUUUGUUAGAUAUAACUAUGCUAUCAGAGCUAAGGAAAGAUGGGCACCCUUCAAUCUAUAGUGGCGAUUUGAACCCUGAGCAAAAGGUUAACCCUGACAAGUCCGCUGAUUGUAGCCAUUGGUGCCUUCCAGGAUUGCCUGAUACUUGGAACCAACUCUUUUCUGCUGCUUUGUUCAACUAAAAUAAUUUUAUGCAGUAUAUUAACUAGUUCAGAUGAUGCAUAACAGCACUGGUAUUUUUAGUUCCUUAACUAAGAUGAUCUGUAUUAAUUUUCUCCGAUAAAAUAUGCAAUA
Molecule: messenger RNA, 1485 nt
Organism: Mangifera indica (mango)
Lineage: Eukaryota; Viridiplantae; Streptophyta; Magnoliopsida; Sapindales; Anacardiaceae
Product: protein PMR5-like
Exons: 5
Coding region: 168-1373 (401 amino acids)
Cellular component (GO): Golgi apparatus
Molecular function (GO): O-acetyltransferase activity
Source: RefSeq, a predicted model, not a curated record